Pseudomassariella vexata is the source of this 1059-nucleotide messenger RNA. RefSeq lists its product as uncharacterized. The record is from RefSeq and is a predicted model, not a curated record. Gene Ontology annotation, biological process: DNA-templated DNA replication; DNA repair. Gene Ontology annotation, molecular function: ATP hydrolysis activity; DNA binding; DNA clamp loader activity. Lineage: Eukaryota; Fungi; Ascomycota; Sordariomycetes; Amphisphaeriales; Pseudomassariaceae. Bases 1 to 1059 code for a protein of 352 amino acids. The transcript is spliced from 3 exons. Gene Ontology annotation, cellular component: Rad17 RFC-like complex; nucleus; DNA replication factor C complex.
AUGGCGCUUAUCGUUGACAAGCACCGGCCACGCUCUCUCGACGCCCUGACUUAUCACGGGGAGCUCUCCGCGCGAUUGCGUUCUCUGGCGCAAAGCGGCGAUUUCCCACAUCUCCUCGUCUACGGCCCCUCGGGAGCAGGAAAGAAGACGCGAAUCGUAGCAACUCUAAAAGAACUGUACGGGCCCGGUGUCGAGAAGAUAAAGAUCGACGCCCGCGUCUUCCAAACGAGCAGCAACCGCAAGCUCGAAUUUAACAUUGUCUCCUCCGUAUAUCACCUCGAGAUCACGCCCUCCGAUGUCGGAAACUAUGACCGCGUUGUCGUCCAGGAUCUGCUCAAGGAGGUCGCGCAAACACAACAGGUGGACCAGUCGGCGAAGCAGAAGUUCAAGGUCGUGGUCAUCAACGAGGCAGAUCAUCUGACGCGCGAUGCCCAGGCUGCCCUGAGACGGACAAUGGAGAAGUACAGUACAAACCUGCGACUGAUUCUCCUGGCGAAUAGCACAGCGAAUAUCAUUGCCCCGAUUCGGAGUAGAACGUUGUUGGUGCGGGUUGCAGCGCCGACGAUUCAGGAGAUCUCAGCGGUGUUAGCAGAGUCGGCAAAGAAGGAGGGCUGGCCAUCUGUAAAGGGGCUGCACAAGAGAAUUGCUGAGGAGAGUGGACGGAAUCUGCGGCGGGCGUUGUUGAUGUACGAGGCGGUGCAUGCUCAGAAUGAGAAAGUUGCAGACGAUACCCCCAUCCCCCCGCCGGACUGGGAAGCCUUGAUCAGCCAGAUCGCAAAAGACAUCAUGGAAGAGCACACGCCCGCACGCAUUCUGCAAGUCCGAUCGAAGCUGUACGACCUGCUCACACACUGCAUACCGCCAACGACCAUCUUGAAAACCCUCACAUUCAAGCUCAUCCCUCUAAUCGACGACGAUUUGAAAUGCGAGGUGAUCAAGUGGUCGGCCUUUUACGAACAUCGCAUAAAGAUGGGAUCCAAGGUGAUCUUCCACCUCGAGGCGUUCGUUGCGAAGUUUAUGCGAAUCCUGGAGAUGUACCUCAUGCAAAUGGACCUGUAA